Messenger RNA from Photinus pyralis (common eastern firefly), 5703 nucleotides. RefSeq lists its product as uncharacterized. Lineage: Eukaryota; Metazoa; Arthropoda; Insecta; Coleoptera; Lampyridae. The coding region runs from base 4456 to 5544 and encodes 362 amino acids. The record is from RefSeq and is a predicted model, not a curated record. The transcript has 10 exons.
ACCCAGCAAACACAAAUGUUUCAAUAAGAUCUCCGAGAUGUUGCAACUAAAGCUCUGAUGAGAUGUGUCGAUGAGACGUAUAUUAGAUGUUUUUGAAUCCUUAAUAUCGCAUGUGUCUGAGAUGUCACAUUUUCAAUGCCCCAGGGAUAGUUCGCCUAGUGCUCAAUACAAACAUCUCAGUGGGACUUGUAUGCCAUAUCGCUGGGACUAAACAGAGGUAUCUGAAAAACGUGUCAUCUAGCUCCCAGAGCUGUAUCAAUACGGUCUCUGAGAUGUCACAACUAAAGCUCAAAUGCUAUGUCUCUACGAGGUACAAGCCGAAUCACCGGGAUUAAACAAAGACGUGUCAGAAAUAUAUCAUGUAUCUAAUGUAGAUGUUUCAAUAAGAGGUGCUGUAAAAUAUAUGUAACUUCUCAACGCGACACACGUACGUGUAGUAGUAAUAUAACGGGUGAUUCAUAUAAUGAUUGCGGACAAUUUGAAUUUUCAGUUGGGUACACAAAACAUUCAUAAAGUGGGUCACAUGCCAAAUGUCAUUUAUUUAAAUGCGGAUUAAUUUAAUGGAUAAUGCCAAUGCCUUACGUAAAAACCACUAAAAUCUACAAUCAGUAGGUUUUGUACAUCAAGAACUUAAUUAUUACCGAAGCGGGUCGUUGAUGAGAUAUGAAUUUCGAACCGAAUCAUAACAGACAAAUUUAUUUCAUAUUACUAACUUAGAUAUAUCUGUUAAAAUACCAUAGCUGAACUAAUUUUUAAUAAAUACGAUUUUUAGAUAGGUAUAGUAUGAAUUAAAUAUAAUUUUUGGGGUUUAUUCGUUUUUUUUUUCAGUAGGCCACGAAAUAUUAUAAUCGCCGUGCGAGUACAAAGUCAACAACUUUGUAAAUUCUUUGAAUUGAAUCUUGUUUACUUAAGAUACCUGUUUAGCGGAUCGAAAAGUGUGCUUAACCGGUUCUAGGGUGGAUAUUCGUUUUCGUUUUAAGGGUCGUUCAUUCAUUGAUUUCGUGCGCGUCCUCGUGAUUGUUAAUUUUGAUUUGUGUUCGUGAUUAGGUACAUUUCCGGAAUCCGGUUGGUUUGAAGGCAUCACUAUAGGUAAGUACGUACCUAAUCUAUCUAUUUUUGUUUGUGUAUUUAAUUAAGAUUGAAAUUAUAUAAGCAAAGAUAAAUGCAAGUUUUUCGAUUUUGAUGCACAUUAGAUAGAUGGACAGGCGAAUUACUAUAAAAUCUUAAUAUUUGUGUGAAUAUGUAAUCACCGGCAAUAAAUUAGCGAAAUUUCAGACAAAUUCCGUUUACACAAUCAAUGGAACGUGUGGGUUAAAAAUAUUGAAAUUAAGAAAUUUCUCCCUGUAACUGUAAACAGUUUACUGUAGAUUUUGGCGCUGAACUGUUUUUUCGCAUUUGUCCUUACGGGUCACGGAAUUAUUAUCCUGAUGAGCGUACUUCUCGCGAUCAAUAUCCAGUGAAUUUUUACCCUACUGAUGAUGACCACUUAGUGGUCGAAAUACGUAUUUAGGUUUUUUUAAAACUUAUUGUGGUAAAGGGAGAAAUUUCUUAAUUUCAAAAUUCCGUUUAGCCUAGGGUUGGUAUAAGGAAACAAAAUUGCCGUUUCUACAAUACAAUUUUGAUUCUAUACAAUCACACAAUGUAUAAACUAGAAAAGGAUUUAGUUUAAUUUAUAAUGUUAAACAUUACUUAAGCAAUUUGGAAUUGAAAACAAAGUGUUGUUCAAGAUCUCUAGGGGUAUGUAUCUGUUUCACGCAAACCGUUGCCUAAAAGUAUUCAAGCUCUCAUUGACAAUAUGAAUCUGAAAAGUUGCUACCAAUAUAAUUUUUCAUAAUUUAUUGAAGGAAAAUAUUAUCGUGAUCGUUACAUUUCCGGUUAUACCGGAUGUCGAUAGCAAUUUUUUUAUUUUGAAUAGAACACCCCAUAUUUUAUCGCAUUUUAGAAAUCUACAUGAAAAUCUACGUCUUUUGAUAGAGAGAAAAUAUUUUUGAUAAUCUAAUUGACUCGUAACUAUGGAUCACUGUUUUUUUGUAGCGUAGGCUGCAUAGUAAAUUCCGAGAUAAAUGCCGCAAAAAGCAAUAUGGGCACGAUGCCCGUUUUUAGCGCAUUUUUUUUAAUAAUUAACACACGAUUUACCCGUCAUGGUAUUCUAAGGAAAGGACUCAUCAAAAGGAAUUGGUUUCUAUACAAACUAUAAGUGUACCACAAUAUUGUUGGUGAAAAUUUAACUUAAUUGGUAUAACAUUCAUAAUUGAGUUGACUUCACAUGAGGUACUUAUUUUGCAUCUAUGCUGGGAAUGCAUCUUAUACUGAGGUUGCCAUAUUCUUUUGUGUUUUCGAAGGUCUAAGUAAAAAGGUACGUCAUGAGCAAGAAAAGGAAGCCAUUUUGUGAUCUAUCCGAUAGACAAAAAUGGAGACUAGUGGAAAGAGAGAUGAAUCCUAACACAGCCAUUUGUUCGCGUGCCACUGUUUCAGUCCCAACUCCAAACCAUAUAAUGGAGAAAACAUCUCCAAUUCCGGUGGACAAUUACGUUAUAGACCAGGGCUGCGAUACCGCUACUUGGUUGGGUUCUGCAUCAUCAAUAGGUGAACAUAGUACAGGCACUAGUUUGCCAGCUGCUCAUUCCCAGGCUAAUUCGUUCUAGUGGUUUACAAGAAGAUCUGAGAACAUGGGUUAUCAAGUAUUCACAAAUACCCAGAACUGCAGUGAAUGAUUUGCUGGCUUUGCUAAGAAGGAAUGGUCACUGUGAUUUACCAAACGAUUCCAGAACAUUAUUGAGUACACCCAGAAACUCAGCCAAUUUUAUCGAAACAUUUAGUUCAGGUCGUUACGCACACUUUGGAGUGUAUGAGCAAUUGAAAGACUCUAUCGUGAAACACUACCCUAAAAACCAAUACCCUACUGAAGUGAAUCUACUUAUAAACAUAGAUGGGCUACCACUGUCAAAGAGUUCAGCUAUUCAAUUUUGGCCUAUACUAUGUGCUAUCCUUUCUAGUGAAUUCUACACAACCCCAUUCCCUAUAGGAAUUUUUGAAGGAAAUACGAAACCAGAUGACGUAAACCAAUUUUUUAAAAAAUUUGUAGACGAAACCAAUACCAUUCUACAGUCGGGUAUAAUUUUAGAUCAUAAAACCAUUGUGGUAAAACUGCACGCUAUUGUAUGUGAUGCUCCAGCCAAGGCGUACGUAUGUGGUAUAAAAAACCAUACAGGCUAUUUUGGUUGUCCCAAAUGUAUUCAACAAGGCGAAUUCAUUGAAAAUAGGGUUGUGUUUACCGAGACAAGUUCAAGUGAGAGAACUGAUGCAUCAUUUAAAAACAGAAUUCACCCCGAACACCAUAGAGAAACGACAGCAUUGGAAAAAUUACCCAUAGGAAUGGUAUCACAAGUGGGACUGGAUUAUAUGCAUUUAGUUUGCCUGGGUGUUAUGAAACGUCUGCUUCAGUUUUGGGUGAAAGGAAAAUUAAAUAUCAGAUUGAAGCCAAAUAAAUUGGAAGAAGCUUCCAGUAAACUAAUAUCGAUGAGAGCCUAUAUUACUCUAGAAUUUGCACGACAGCCAAGGAGUUUAAAUGAAAUUGAUCGUUGGAAGGCGACAGAGUUUCGACAAUUUCUGCUGUAUACGGGGCCAAUUGUAAUGAAUAAUAUAUUGUCUGUGAAAACCUAUAGACACUUUAUGUGUUUAAGUGUAGCUAUUAGAAUAUUGUGUGAUGGUAAUUCUGAUACUGACUUGAUAGAUUAUGCACAUAACUUGCUUCUAUAUUUUGUACGAAAAUAUGGAAAUAUGUAUGGAUUACAUUAUCUAUCAUAUAAUGUACAUAAUUUGAUACAUUUAGCGCAAGAUGUAAAGAGAUUGGGACAGUUAGAAAAUUUCAGUGGUUUUAAAUUUGAGAAUUACUUAUAUAACUUAAAAAGAAAGCUCCACAUAUCGGGUAGACCCCUUGAACAAAUAUGCAACAGAAUUAUAGAGGAAAAGAAUCACAACAGAAAUGUUUUACAAAAGUAUCCUAUUUUACAUUCCAAGCUUAAUGUAAUUUACAAAGCAGAGUUUGAGUCGUUCACCCUAACUACGACUGCACCAAAUAGUUAUUGUAUCCUUUAUGACGGGAGAGUUGUAAAUAUUUUGAAAAUAUCUCAGAAAACUAAUGUCUUAUGUUUCACCGUGAACACAUACAAAACUAAUACAUCUUUUUUUUCUGUUCCAUGUAAAUCAGAAAGUUUAGGCAUUUUGUAUGUAGCAGAUGUGAUGGAAGACACUUUUGAAAUACCAUUUUCUGAUAUAAAAAAUAAAUGUAUGUGCCUUAAAUAUUUAGAUGGAUAUGUUGUUAUGCCAUAUUUGCAUUAAUUACCAAUUGUAAAAUUAUGUUGUACAUUUUAUUAACCACUGUAUAAAUGUACCUAUACUCUACUUACUAACACUUAAUCACACCAUUUCUAUACUAUCUAUAGGAAGAAAAUUAUGUCUUUAAAAAAAUUCGCAGUGGUGUAUUUCGAAGAAAACGAAUCUUUCUCCGAAAUUCCAUCCUCAUGGUUAAACGAGGACAUGAAAUAUUGCAAGUGGCCAAAAUCGCUGAAUCCCACAGCGUUAAUGGUUAAGGGGAUAGAACCCUCUGACACAUGGGGGAAUUAUAAAGUUAGAGUUGAGAAGUUUUAUGAUACGCUGGAAGCUGCACGAAAGCAUGCUGGAACAGAUUACACAUCAAGUGAAGAGGUCGAAACUGGAAGGGGGAAAAGAAAAAAGACCAGUGUAACUAAAUCAACGUCUACUGACGAUGAAGAGUCUACUAAAGAUAGUCCACCUCCAACUCUUAAGAAAAGGAGAUCUUCGCCACGUUUCUCUAAGCGAGAAAACACACGCCAAUCUUCUACGAAUAACGUUAAUAAUAAUGAAAACUUGCUAUCAUCAUCGCAAGAACAUGGACAAAAUGUACCGAUGGCAUCAAAUACAGGCAGCAUCAUUGAAUCUAAUGAAGGUGCAGACCAGAUACGUCCACUAGACAAUUCCAUAGUGCUCGAUUUUGGAAAUUCCACGUUGCAGGAACUAAUACAUACUUGCGAUCACAGACACGAUUUUGACAAUAUUCAUACAAACAUGAAAAAAAUAUUCGUGCAGAUAAAAUCUCUGGAAUCCAGAUUGGAACAAUUGAACAAUCAAAACCAAACAAACAUUAUAUCAAUAAACACAGAGGAGGUUCAGACAAAGCUCCCAUUAAAUACGCUAGAGGAAUUAAGCACCUUGGAAAACAUUGUGGCUGAGGAAGGGGAGUUUUCACAUAAAUUUACCUCAUACUUACAAACCAUUGGCGGCAAAAAUGCAAAAGACGCCCUAGUUAACAUGCUUCGGAAAGUAUUCACCAAUAAAUUAGCAGUAAGCUGCUCCUGGCAUGGCCUUAGGGGGAAUUUUAAAUUAUCAAAUUUAAAAUUUAUGAACAGGAUAAUAGCUGCUGAACAACGUAUGUAUAACAGCAUCCAAGAGCACGAAAUAAUUACCAUUAUAAAUGAUUGGUUUCGUCAAGCUAGAUUAAGAGAAACCAGGGAAAGAAAUUAGCAGCCUAAUAAAUGUAAUAAUAAUAAAUGUUGCUUUUUUGUUUUUAUUUUACCAUAUUGGUAUCUUAGUUUUUUAAUUAUAUCCCGUAAAAUAAGAAUUUCCUUGUUUAAUAAGUGUGCUCAUACAUAAAUAGUUCUUUGUAAUAAAUUAUUUACUUUU